Molecule: messenger RNA, 1158 nt
Organism: Colletotrichum orchidophilum
Lineage: Eukaryota; Fungi; Ascomycota; Sordariomycetes; Glomerellales; Glomerellaceae
Product: KH domain-containing protein
Exons: 3
Coding region: 1-1158 (385 amino acids)
Biological process (GO): 3'-UTR-mediated mRNA stabilization
Cellular component (GO): cytoplasm; nucleus
Molecular function (GO): mRNA 3'-UTR AU-rich region binding
Source: RefSeq, a predicted model, not a curated record
AUGUCUGCUACCCAGGAUAACAUCGCUUCCAACGGCAACGACCUUGUCGGCUCCCUUGACCAACUCAAGCUCGAUGAUGGAGAGACCCGUCUCGGCCCUGAUGGAGAGCCUGCUCCUCGCACCGAUGAGGAGUACGCCGGCUCUCAGCUCACUUUGAGAGCCAUCGUCUCUUCCAAGGAGGCCGGUGUCAUCAUUGGCAAGGCGGGCAAGAAUGUUGCCGAACUUCGCGACGAGACUGGCGUCAAGGCUGGUGUCAGCAAGGUUGUCCAGGGUGUUCACGACCGUGUUCUCACUAUCACCGGUGGUUGCCAAGCCAUUUCUGAGGCCUACGCGAUUGUCGCUCGCGCUCUUCUUGAGGGUGCUCCCGCUAUGGGUAUGGGAGGUGUCGUCUCCAACACCGGCACUCAUCCUAUCAAGCUCUUGAUCUCUCACAACCAGAUGGGCACCAUCAUCGGUCGUCAAGGCUUGAAGAUCAAGCACAUCCAGGAUGUCUCUGGCGUCCGUAUGGUCGCUCAGAAAGAGAUGCUUCCUCAGUCUACCGAGCGCAUUGUCGAGGUUCAAGGCACUCCCGAAGGCAUCAAGGGAGCCAUCUGGGAGAUUUGUAAGUGCCUGGUUGAUGAUUGGCAGAGAGGUACUGGCACUGUCCUCUACAACCCGGUUGUGCGCACCCAGCCAGGAACAACCUCCACCAUUGGUGGCACUUCGACCAGCUACUCUUCCGGUGGCGGUCGCAACUCGGAGUACUCUACUCCUCGCGUUAUGCGCACUGGGAACGGUGCCGACUUCAGCUCCACCAACAACGGUGGUAGUGGUGGCGGCAGUGGCGGUCGUCCCUACGGCCGCCGCUCCGACUCUGACGCUGCCUCCCGCGGCCCUCCCACUCACGAUGAGAAUGGCGAGGAGCUUCAGACCCAGAACAUCAGCAUUCCUGCUGACAUGGUUGGUUGCAUCAUUGGCCGUGCUGGCAGCAAGAUCUCUGAGAUCAGAAAGACCUCUGGAGCCCGCAUCUCCAUUGCCAAGGCUCCUCAUGACGAGAGUGGCGAACGCAUGUUCACCAUUAUGGGUACUGCCAAGGCUAACGAGUCCGCUCUCUUCCUUCUCUAUGAGAACCUCGAGGCGGAGAAGAUGCGCCGCCAGACGGCUAACUCUCCUGAGUAA